AAGAGCCCAGGUUUUUGGGAACCCAAACAACUUCGACUCUUUUCUCGCCUGCGGAGCUUUUUCUUCCCAAUAUUUCCACUUCCUGCAUCCCUUGUGUGUCAAAUUCUUCUGGAUAUAUAUAUAUAUUUUUUGUAUGUGUGCGCGCGUGAGUGGUGAGGUCGUUUUAGCUCCGGGACGUGAUGUAGCCCCCGCACAGAAGGACGCCUCGUGCCGUGAGGGGAUGUAAAGAGAAGGGGAGACAACACUACUGUGGAUACAGCCGCGAGGAAGCUGCUGUGUGUUUUCUUUUUUUUUUUUUUUUUUUGUAUUGUGCGCGCGACAUCACCGGGAGACUCGGGGAUUGUGGACGCACGGCAGAUUAAACCGAGCCGAUUUUAACGAGGAUAUUGAACUAUUUGGAUUCUCUCUCCGCCACGCAUCGUGCGUAAGGACUGUACCCAAACGCCUGCAAGACACUUUACAGAGAAAUUAUCGCUUUUUACUUUGAAUGGACGGACGUGAGCGGUAUCUCCUCUGCACCAGCGAUUUCUAAAUCCGCGGACAGGACAUGCUUAUAACAUCUGGAAUGUGAUAUACACGACGUGUCAGGAGAACACUGAAGAAUCAAACUCCUUCUUGCAUCAGAUUCUUCCCAGUAUCUGAGGUCUGAAUAGGAGGACUUGUGCUCUCGAGGGAAGAGCGGCGCAGUGGAGCGGUCCGUCUCGUAAAGGUAGAACCUAAAUCCGGGCAUUUGCCAGCAAAAGACUGACCUAAACCGGGACCUUCAGCAGGGGGCGGUAAGAGGAGGAGGAGGCCAUGUGGACCGCACGCCUGCUUGUCCUCGCCAGCCUCUUCGCACCAGCCGCUCUGGCCUUCAGUCGAGCACCCAUCCCCAUGGCGGUGGUGAGAAGGGAGCUGUCGUGUGAGAGUUACCCUAUCGAGCUUCGAUGCCCAGGUACGGACGUCAUCAUGAUCGAGAGCGCCAACUACGGCCGCACCGAUGACAAGAUCUGUGAUGCAGAUCCAGCUCAGAUGGAGAACACGCGGUGUUACCUGCCGGAUGCAUACAAAAUCAUGUCACAAAGGUGUAAUAACCGCACACAGUGUGCUGUCGUGGCCGGACCAGAUGUAUUUCCCGACCCCUGCCCGGGAACCUACAAAUACCUGGAGGUCCAAUAUGAAUGUGUGCCCUACAAAGUGGAACAAAAAGUAUUCCUGUGCCCAGGGCUUCUACGCAGGGUGUACCAGAGCGAGCACCUCUUCGAAUCGGACCACCAGUCAGGAGCCUGGUGCAAAGACCCCCUCCAAGCCUCCGAUAAGAUUUACUACAUGCCCUGGACACCCUAUCGCACCGACACGUUGACUGAAUAUUCCUCCAAGGAAGACUUCAUCGCCGGGAGACCGACAACGACCUACAAACUCCCUCAUCGUGUCGAUGGGACAGGUUUUGUGGUCUAUGAUGGGGCGCUUUUUUUCAACAAAGAGCGCACACGCAACAUUGUUAAGUUUGACUUGCGGACUCGCAUCAAAAGUGGUGAAGCCAUCAUUGCCAACGCCAACUACCAUGACACGUCUCCAUACCGCUGGGGAGGGAAAUCCGACAUUGACCUGGCUGUAGAUGAAAAUGGCCUUUGGGUGAUUUAUGCAACCGAGCAGAACAACGGGAGGAUCGUUAUCAGCCAGCUCAAUCCCUACACGUUACGUGUUGAAGGAACUUGGGACACAGCUUAUGAUAAGCGCUCUGCAUCCAACGCCUUCAUGAUCUGUGGAAUCCUUUAUGUAGUAAAGUCAGUGUAUGAGGACGAUGACAAUGAGGCAACAGGCAACAAGAUUGACUACAUAUACAACACAGAGCUGAGUAAAGAUGGAUUUCUGGACAUCCCUUUUCCCAAUUCCUAUCAGUACAUCGCUGCUGUGGAUUAUAACCCCAGGGACAAUCUGCUGUACGUUUGGAACAAUUACCAUGUUGUGAAGUACUCACUGGACUUUGGAGCAUUGGACAACAGACUUGAAACCUCCUCUUCUAUUAUGGUCUACAUGGACACAACCACAAUGACAACAAGGACGACCACCCGACCCACCACUGUUACACUGACAACCACGACAGGCAGGACUACCACGACCAGGAUGCCUGCUACGACAACUUCAAUGGCCCCAUGGCCACGAACAACCACCACAGUGGCAACCCCAGUCCAGACGGUGGUGGAGGGUUUGGUUCCAGAGGAUGACGACGAUGGGUUGCCACCUUCCUCCAAACUUCCAAAUAUUAGGGUGGAGUACUGCAACCCUUUGGUGAUGAUGGACAUCUCUUGGCCCAAGACCAAGCAAGGGAUGGUGACCAGGAUGCCAUGUCCACCUGGGACUAUAGGCGUUGCUUCAUACAUGUGCAUGGGUCCAGAGGGAUACUGGGACCCCCAGGGACCUGACUUCAGCAACUGCACCUCCCCUUGGGUCAACCUCAUCAGCCAGAAGUUAAAAGCUGGAGAGACAGCAGCAGUCAUCGCGAGAGAGUUGGCAGAGCAAACAAAGCGAAAUCUCCAGGCGGGGGAUAUCACGUACACGGUGAAGGCCAUGGUUCAGCUGGUGGAUCUCCUCGACGUGCAGCUACGGAACCUCACGCCUGGUGGCAAAGACAGCGCUGCCCGGAGCCUCAACAAGCUGCAGAAAAGAGAGCGCUCUUGCCGGUUUUACGUACAGGCUAUGGUGGAGACAGUCAACAACUUGCUGCAGCCACAGGCGCAAGCAGCCUGGAGGGAGCUGAGCACCGGAGAGCAGCUGAGGGCAGCCACCAUGCUUCUGGACACUGUGGAGCAGGGGGCAUUUGUGCUGGCAGAUAACUUGCUGAAGACGGACAUAGUGCAAGAGAACACUGAUAAUAUCCAGCUGGAGGUGGCAAGGAUGAGCACAGAUGGGAAUUUGCCUGAUCUGAAGUUUCCACAAACUGGAGGACAGGGCAACUCCAUCCACCUGUCAGCUAACACACUAAAGCAGCACGGAAGAAAUGGUGAGAUCAGGAUAGCAUUCGUCUUGUACAAACACAUCGGGGUCUACCUUUCCACGGAGAAUGCCAGCAUGAAACUGGGCAGUGAAGCAAUGGCAACCAAUUAUUCCGUCAUCGUCAACUCCCCGGUGAUCACAGCUGCCAUCAACAAGGACUCUAACAAAGUCUACCUCUCUGACCCUGUCAUUUUCACCAUCAGACACCUACAGCAGUCUGAGGAGAACUUCAACCCCAACUGUUCAUUCUGGAGUUAUUCCAAGAGAAGCAUGACUGGCUACUGGUCGACACAGGACUGCCGCUUGCUAGGCACCAACAGGACUCACACCACAUGCUCCUGUACCCAUCUAACCAAUUUUGCCGUCCUCAUGGCUCAUGUCGAUGUCAAGAACACAGACCCCGUUCACGACAUGCUUCUGGAUGUCAUUACCUGGGUCGGCAUCCUUUUGUCGCUGGUCUGCCUCCUCAUCAGUCUCUUCACCUUCUGCUUCUUCCGCGGCCUUCAGAGUGAUCGCAACACCAUUCAUAAGAACCUCUGCAUCAGUUUGUUCAUCGCCGAGUCUCUGUUUCUGGUGGGAAUCAACCGGGGUGACCAGCCGAUUGCUUGUGCUGUCUUCGCCGCCCUGCUCCACUUCUUCUUCCUGGCAGCAUUCACAUGGAUGUUUCUAGAGGGAGUGCAGCUCUACAUCAUGCUGGUGGAGGUUUUCGAGAGCGAGCACUCACGCAGGCGCUACUUCUACAUGGUGGGCUACGGAGUUCCAGCGCUGAUUGUGGCCGUUUCUGCUGCAGUGGACUACAGGAGCUACGGCACUGACCGAGUUUGCUGGCUUCGACUGGACACCUACUUCAUUUGGAGUUUCAUAGGACCAGCAACCUUGAUAAUUAUGCUCAAUGUGAUCUUCCUGGGCAUCGCUCUCUACAAGAUGUUCCAUCACACGGCCAUCUUGAAACCAGACUCCGGUUGCCUGGACAACAUCAAAUCAUGGGUGAUUGGGGCCAUCGCCUUGCUAUGCCUGCUAGGUCUGACCUGGGCCUUCGGCCUCAUGUAUGUCAAUGAGAGCACAGUGGUCAUGGCCUACCUGUUCACCAUCUUCAACUCCCUGCAGGGGAUGUUCAUCUUCAUUUUCCACUGUGUGCUGCAGAAGAAGGUGCGUAAAGAGUACGGGAAAUGCCUGCGUACUCACUGCUGCAGCGGCAAAAGUGUGGACAGCUCCAUCGGCUCAGGAAAAGGCAACGCCUCCCGUGCACCAGGACGUUAUUCUACAGGGUCACAGAGCCGCAUCCGCCGAAUGUGGAAUGACACGGUCAGAAAACAGUCCGAGUCUUCUUUCAUGACUGGUGACAUCAACAGCUCUGCAUCGCUCAACAGAGGGGCUAUGGCUAACCAUCUUAUUCCUAAUGCACUCCUACGUCCUCAUGGCACUAACAAUCCCUAUAAUACAUUGCUUGGGGAAUCGGCAGUCUAUAACAACCCUCUGGGCAUGUACAACACACAAGAGCCCUACAGAGAGACAAAGGGAAUCCUGAACAAUGCCCGGGAUACAAGUGUCAUGGAUACUCUACCACUGAAUGGUAACCAUGGCAACAGCUACAGCAUCGCCAGCGCCGAGUACAUGAGUGACUGCGUCCAGAUUAUCGACCGGGGCUACAACCACAAGGAGACCACCCUGGAGAAGAAGAUCCUGAAAGAGCUUACCUCUAACUACAUCCCGUCCUACCUGAACAAUUCCCAUGAGCGCUCGGCCGAGCACAACCGCAACCUGAUGAACAAGCUGGUCAACAAUGUCAGCAACGGCGGCAAGGACAGCGGCUACGGGAUGGGCUUGGGGAUGGGGUUGGGUAUGAAUGUGGCGCUGGGCCUGGACGACCACUCCACCUUCGGGCCGCACCACGACGAAGGCCUCGGCUUGGAGUUAAUCCGCGAGGAGUCGAAUGCCCCACUGUUGCCUCAAAGACCACCCCCGUCUCUGCAGGCGGUCGACAACCUUCACAAUCACCUCCACCAGUCGGUGCCGCCGCCCCUUCCGCUGCCCCACCACCCCUUCUCAUCAGCGACAACCUCCUCUUCUUCGAGGCGGAGGAUCCCGCAGGAGAACAGCGAGAGUUUCUUCCCUUUACUCACCAACGAGCACACCGAAGAGGAAAGCUCAUCUCCGAUCCAUAACCACCAGAGAGACUCGCUCUACACCAGCAUGCCCAUGCUGUCCGGCCUGCCUGACGUGUCCGAAUCUGCAGACAGCUCCAAGGAUGGAGGGGACGCCAAGAGCCCCGAGGCCAGCUCGGACGACGUUUACUACAAGAGCAUGCCCAAUUUGGGCUCGGGUAACCACCUUCAUCAGCUGCACUCCUACUACCAGCUAGGGCGGGGCAGCAGUGACGGCUUCAUCGUGCCCCCUAAUAAAGAGGAUCUAUCCCCUGAAGAGGCCCACCAGGAGCCAUCACACCUGGUCACCAGCCUAUAGGCCUGAACCUCCCACACUCCUCCGGUGUCCCUGUUGUUACUGUAGUCCUCUCUCUCCUCCGUGUCCCUUUUUCCAUCAGUUGUUGGCAGUGGUAGCCUUUCUUUUUAUUCUGUGUCAUAAAAAACUGAGGCGAAGCAAAUAACUGUACUCCACAAACAGGAUAAUAAUCACAACGUAAGGGGGCAAAAUUGUGACGAUAUUUGAACAGACAAUGCAGGAACCUGUUGAUGUUGUGUCCCCUUUUCUCUUCACAAACUCUCUGUGGUUUGACAUGUAUUGUCUCAGUGUGAAAAGAGACAAUUACCCACACAGGAUUUCUUGAGAUACAGCCUGGCAGUCAAAAAACGAACUGCACAGCCCUGAAACUAUAAAAGUCUAAACUACAGACUGCACCAGAGUAAAUGGGAGAUUUAAAAAAGGACUAUUUUAUUAUACUUCUGUAUCUAUAUUGACUUUUUGAAAGAUUUUCUUCCUCUUUGGUGAGUUGCAGCACAUUUGUUUGCUGAAGUGUCCCUUCAAUGAAAAAAAAAAAAGAAAAGACAAAAAAAAAACAUUUUGAACAAUUACCAUGAAGGAAUUAUUGAUCGUAUGCUUUCAAGCAUAGCUGUUCUGUUUUUCUUUCAUUUUACUGUAAUAACAGCUGUUAAAAGAGGGAGAAAAAACUAAUAAGAGAACUAUGAGAUAUUUCUAUGUAAUUGUACAGAUAACUAGCAUUGCACAUUAUAGUAUGCUUUUUUUUGUUCCGAGCAAACCCUUCGUCUCUGUAAAUGUAGUGCUUAGGAGCAAUUUUGUUCUGUUGUGCUGCUGGCCUCUCUGGGUUUCUGGUACCAGUCUUUUUAUUUUGUAUUUUUUUUAUCACUUUUCAAGAAGUGAGCACCUGGACAGAAAAAAAUAACACAAAAAAUAUCACAAAAGAACACUUAACAGGCAGGCAUCUUUGUGUGUCGAAUUCAGCUUUGUUUCAUGUGAUUUUUUUUUUAUUAGUAUUUCUUCUCCCCUCUUUUUUUUUUUUUUUUUCUUUUUUUACAAUGUAGUGAAUUCGAUCGACACAUCAGUGAGGAGACAGAAUUGCCCAAUCCCAAUCUCCUACCUCAGCACUGGACCAUCAUGGACUUUAAGGCAUCAGGCUUGUUGUGUAUUAGUAUUUAAGUUAAAAUAAUGUGGCCAAAUUAUAAUUUUUAGCAUAUCUUUGCAUUUCAUAGAAGCCCUAAGUCAUCGGCUUAAUGCCCCUUUACACUUUAUUUUUUUCCUGUCUUUCCAUGUUAAUGAGUGCAUUAGGGAUGCACACAGUUAGCUGGAUAAACAGAGAAAUUCAGAUUCCUUGUUUGUCAACAUUAAAAUUACUGGUCAGUUAAAGAUGUUAUUAUUCAGGCCCAAAUAGUCUGCAUGAAUUUUACCACUGCCACCUGCUACUAGUAGCCACUGUCACUCCAGUUAAUGACUCUGGCUUGCUGCCACAAUGCUCUUUAACCCUCUGAGACCGAUGUCAUCAUAUACAGCAAGAGGAGACAUGUGUUAUUUAAAGUUAAAUAACUUUGGAACCAUGAAUAACAGCCACUUACUUGUUUUUCCUCUGAAAGCCCUCCUUUGUGCUGUUCUAAUGCCACUAUCCACACCUCUGUAGCUCUUAGAGAACGUUUUCUAGCAAGCCUGGGACUUGGAUGACUUUCUGGAGUCCUUAAAGGUUAAAUCCAUACAAGUAACUCUGAUACUGAAUGUCUUCUUAUCUAUUUUAUAAUCUGUUUUUCAAUUGUCCCUCCUGCUAGCAGCUAAUGGUGUUACCAUAUUGUCUGUUAGUUUCCCACAAUGCAUUGCGACAGGGCUGGGAUAACCAAUGACAGGUUGUUACAUUGUCGCAAAAUGCUCUGCACAACAGUGCCUGUGCAAACACUUAGCAACUUGAAAAGAGAGCCUGAAUGACUCAGAGAGAAAGAGACACAGAAAGGCUGUGAUGUGUCCCUCUGUGUCACUGCAGACAGCUUUGAAUAAUGACUCAAAUUCCCAGAAGUGCAAGAACAUUUUUUAAAAUGUGAAUAUUCUGAAGUCUUUUUGUCACGGAAUGAUUAUUUUUCAAGUUUUUGGUUCCCAAGAGAUGGGAGAAAAAGCUUGUGCAAAAAAAUCUUAGUCAGUAUUGUUUACUGUUUGUAUUACAUCAAAAGCAUUAAGUUUUAAUUUUCAUUUCGUUUUUUCUUUUUUAAAUAGUUCCAUAACUGUUUUUUUAAAUUCAUGUGACAUUACUGCAGCAUGCUCUUCUUAAAUCUCAAGUUGUCCUGAAAAAACAAGGAUGUUUAGAGGUUGACUGUUCACCACAGGGUAGAACAAGCUUUUUAAGACCAAAAAGUCCAGGUGAGACACAGUGGUUAAGAAAUAAGCAUAGGUCUCGGAGGGUUAACCAAAUGUAGGGGAGAAUGGGGUUAGUUGUUACACUUUUGUACUUUAAUGUGAAUUGCUCAUUAUGAUAAUAUCAGUCAGUAAUCAUUCCAAUAUUAAAUUGAAGCUUAAGGUGUCAUGUGGAAAUGUGUACCCUUCUCAUUUCCCAACUUAUUAAAACAAAGAGGUAGUUAACGAUCAAAGACACUCGGACAAAUUGUGACAACCAACCCCAACGCAGGGUUGUCAUUCACUAUGGGGUUGUUUUUCACAAUGUUGUUUUGAUGGAAAAAAAUCUUAAAAAGAAGGCAGAGCUAAAUAUGAAACUUUAAUUGCAUUGACAACUUGACAAACACAUAAUGCAUUUUAACACAAAAGGUGCAAGAGAUAUGAACAGGGACAUCUUUAGGCCGGCUUAUAGGCAUCUAGUAACAUAAAGAACAAAACAAAUAAGCCUAACAAUGAAAGCCUACUCAACUACACGCAUUUACUAUCUAAGUUACAGUGCUGGCAAAUGUAGUGUCUUCCCACUCCAACUAAGCAGAGCUUGUGUGCACACUGGUUGCACAUCCAUCACUUCUCCCAUACCUCCCCUGAACAGCUGUGACGAUCAACCCUAAAGAGAAUGUGAUGACCAACCCCAACCGUAAUUUCUUGCUAGCAUCAAGGCUAACACCUAAGAACAAGUUAUCUAGCUAACAACAAUAUAAACAAUAGCUUUCCUAUCACACUUUGUAAGGGUAAUGAUUGUUUCGUUAUAAACCCAUUGUGUAAAAACCUAGAAGAAAAAUAAUGAGGAGCUGAAUAUUUUCAAUUUGACAUUAAAAAUAUUAAAAGCCCCCUCACCUGAAGUUCAGCUGUCCUACUCCAGAGAAGACUAUGUAGGUGAUUGAAUUCUGGAAAUUUCCUUACCAAAUUUUGGGAGACAGUGCCCUUUGGUGGCAAGAUAUAACGAGUGUGACAACUAACCCGUGUGACAACCAACCCUGUCCUCCCCUACUUCAUCCUGCUCUCAACAGUAGCAUUGUGUUGCAUGACUGCCGGUCUUUACUUGCAGAAUGCUGGGCCCAACUUAGCUGGUUUCUAGUGCUGGAAAACAAACUAAUGGCUGCCACAGUGUAGCAUCCACUAAUGACUGUAGAAAGUAGUAACUAGGAAAAAAGAGAAAAACAAAACAAAGGAGGAUUUAAUUCCUGAAAUAGAGAGUUUUGAAGAACUUUUGCUAAAAUAAUGAGCUCUUGGAGGAGUUUUAGCCCUGGAGCCUUCCAGGAGGCUUUGACGCUUAUAUCAUUGUUUUUUCACAAAUUUGUUUCCACUGCAAAAAAGCAGAGGUGGAAUAAGUUCAGGACUAUUUACCUCAUGUAAAAGUACAGUUACUCUGGCUGAAAUGAACUCAAGUAAAAGUAAGUUUGCUGUUUUCAAAAUGUACUGAAAAAAAGUGCAAGUACAAAAACAAACUACUCGAUUACUACUGUAUAAAUUUCAUUGGUUACUUUACACCUCUGGCAACACUCAAACUUUAAUAAUCCACCAUUUUUUUAUCCGUGCUCCUCCAAAUGUAAAAUGUUGGUGUUUUUGAUUUGUAGAAUUUACAGUCAGAUUCACAUGCAAAUCAAAAAUGUGCAUAAUAACUGGUGGAUGGAAACCCUGCUGUUGUUUGUAUAAUUUAACAAGCUAUCAAAAGUUAGAACAAUCAUGGUGUGAUAACUUUUUAACCACUUUAUUUCCAUUUCCAUUUCAUGUCUAUAUUUACUUUAAUGACUUUGUUUUGGUUUUUCAAUCUUUUUAAAAUACCACUUCAGUAAAACUUUUAUUUUUUUCAUUGGUGGGCUGGGCAAUCAUAUCCCUCAAUAUUAUGCAUAAUGCAUAAUUUGGCAUGUCAAAGUCCUAACCAGAGCCAUUGUGAAUUUGAUUACUUGACUGUUAAACAGCUCUCAACACUCACAGGCUAUCAGAAACCUGCCUUUUACUCUGUGCAUCUGAGGUUUUGGAGAUUGGGAUCGGUCCAGCAAAUCCAAGUUUGACAGGAAGUGUCCCUCGGUUACAUCCAGCGUUUAUUUUGCAUCUUUAUUGGCAUUCACAAAAAGCUUCUGCUCCAAAACAAAGUGAGCAUUGAUGAGCACUUGGCGCUUGUACAAAAAAGAGUGAUGGUUGUUUUACUUAUUGAAGAAAGAGCUUUUGGAGUGAGGAAAAGAACUGGAGUGCUUCUCUUUUCUUCCUCGGGGAGAAAAAUAUUUAUUUAUUUGUUUUGAGUGAAAUUAGGAUGGAGGAUGGACGCAACUUUAGUGGCACAGGUAUGUUUUUUUUUUUUCUUAUAAAGCCUUCUUAUUUAUUCCUUUUUUUGUAACAGUUUCCAAAUUGAAUGACCUCAUAAGAACUAAUAUUUGUUGUAACAGUGAAACUUGUUUGCCAACAAAUAAAUGACAGAUUAAGAUUUAUCACUCAACUAUGACAAAAGCUCUGCUGUUUUUUUCUGAGGUUUUUGAACACUUUUAUAUGGAUUACAGCAAAGGACCAUGAAAGGACAGGACGGUGAAUUCUUUUUGUCUAAUUAUCAGUUAAUAUCCCUCAUUAGCCCUCUGUCCAUUUUAGUGCCAAAUGAAUUUUGGCCCAGCAACAGUGGAUGUGCUCUGUAUGCUCUGGUCUGCUUUACAAUAGAAGCAGUGA
Molecule: messenger RNA, 10476 nt
Organism: Cheilinus undulatus (humphead wrasse)
Lineage: Eukaryota; Metazoa; Chordata; Actinopteri; Labriformes; Labridae
Product: adhesion G protein-coupled receptor L3-like
Exons: 25
Coding region: 796-5439 (1547 amino acids)
Biological process (GO): synapse assembly; cell surface receptor signaling pathway; adenylate cyclase-activating G protein-coupled receptor signaling pathway
Cellular component (GO): membrane; cell-cell junction; axon
Molecular function (GO): G protein-coupled receptor activity; carbohydrate binding
Source: RefSeq, a predicted model, not a curated record